UUGGUUUUUUCUUAAUUCACCCUUUUUGUGAAAAGUUAUUAUUAUUAUUAUUAUGAUCAUGGUGAAAUGAUUCAUAUUUGGUUUUGAAGUGUUGAUUGUGAUAAAGGAAACAUCAUCAUGUUGGGUUCUUCUCCAAAAGUUGGAAAUAUUAGCUAUGAUUACUCUUUUAAGGUUUUGUUAGUUGGUGAUUCUGGUGUUGGCAAGAGUAGUCUUCUUCUCAGCUUCAUCUCUGACUCUAACUCAGUUGAUGACCUCUCUCCCACUAUUGGAGUAGAUUUCAAAAUCAAGCAUUUUACAAUUGGUGGUAAAAGAUUGAAGCUUACUAUUUGGGACACAGCUGGACAAGAGAGGUUUGGAACAGUGAUAUGCUCUUAUUACAGAGGCGCACAUGGAAUCAUUCUUGUGUAUGAUGUUACACGGCGUGAGACAUUUACAAAUCUGGUGGGCAUAUGGGCCAAAGAGGUUGGACAUUACUCCACAAAUCAUGAUUGCAUCAAAAUUCUUAUUGGCAAUAAGGUGGAUAAGGAGAGUGAAAGAGCUGUAAGCAAAGAAGAGGGAUUGGCUCUUGCAAAGGAACAUAGAUGCUUGUUCCUAGAAUGUAGUGCCAAAACUAGAGAAAAUGUUCAACAAUGCUUUGAAGACCUCACGUUAAAGAUAUUAGAGGUGCCAAGUUUGCGGGAAAAAGGAUCUGUAGAAGUGAAGAGACAAAAGCAAAAGCGCAUAUACGAGACAUCACAAAGAGGCGGUUGUUGUUCUUAGUAAAUACAUGCUGCAACAUGAAUUGUGCAAAAGUUUUUAACAGAAGGAAUACCACAGUUACUAUCAAGUGACACAAUCACAUACUUUGGACUUAGAAUGCUUGAGAUGGAUAUUGCUCUCUCAAUAUCUCUUGGAGACACAGUUUAGUAUUUAGAUGAUACGAAAACUCUUCGGUAUUUUGUUUUUUUUCUUACUUCUGUUAUAGUUUUGGAAACAUCUGCAGUAUUGUAUAUCAUAUGUAAAUAUAUGCCUCUAGUUUGAAUGUGUUAGAAUUGAUUUUGAGGUUUGGUUAGGAUAUGCAGCAAAUUUGUGAUGUACUCCCUCCGUC
Molecule: messenger RNA, 1087 nt
Organism: Trifolium pratense (red clover)
Lineage: Eukaryota; Viridiplantae; Streptophyta; Magnoliopsida; Fabales; Fabaceae
Product: ras-related protein RABC2a-like
Exons: 6
Coding region: 118-759 (213 amino acids)
Molecular function (GO): GTPase activity; GTP binding
Source: RefSeq, a predicted model, not a curated record